Messenger RNA from Hemicordylus capensis (graceful crag lizard), 4243 nucleotides. Its product is annotated as membrane primary amine oxidase-like. The record is from RefSeq and is a predicted model, not a curated record. Gene Ontology annotation, biological process: amine metabolic process. Bases 910 to 3177 code for a protein of 755 amino acids. Gene Ontology annotation, molecular function: quinone binding; copper ion binding; primary methylamine oxidase activity. Gene Ontology annotation, cellular component: plasma membrane. NCBI's taxonomy places the organism in Eukaryota, Metazoa, Chordata, Lepidosauria, Squamata, Cordylidae. The transcript has 5 exons.
CUCUGCCCAAGUUCAGCACUGGGUGUGCCUUGCUUCCUGGGCUGUUUGAGUUCUGUCAGUCCACACGCUGUUCCUGUUAUCACUUCAUGAUGAGGAAGUCUCAUGGAGACUAAUGGAAUCAAUGGGAUGUAUUCCCAUGGAAGUGCACCCAGGACAGCAAUCUAAGUUUGUCUUCAGCCGACGAUGAGGACUUUCAGCUGACGAUGAGGACUUUCAGCUGACGAUGAGGACUUUCCAUUUUCUUCUAAUCAAAGCUAAAAUCUAAUGCUAAAGUGCAGGAGUAGAGAGCUGCAUAGACACACACCACCAUCAGCAAGCAUCACCAUGGUCCACCACGGUUUACUUACUUAUCAGAAGUAAAUGGAUUCUUAGGAGAUGAGUUAAUUCUAUCUUCCUGAAGGUGAGCACGAAAGUUACGUGAGCAUCAAGAUCAGAAGCUUUUGAACUUGAAUGAACAGUUUCUGGUUUGCCAUUACUUUCUCUGUCUUCAGCAAGCAAGCUAUCAGGUUACAGCAUCUGGCCGGAAAUCCCUUCAUUCUCUCCCAGGGUCUGCACUCUAACUGGAUACUCAUUUUGCCUGUCUGGGGUCUCGUCUAGUAUUCCCCCUGCCGCUACCCACCAGAACCUGUGUUCCAUCUCUCUGGGUUAAGAAGGAGAGUAAAUAGCAGGGCAGGCAGAGAGAGAGAAAGAAGUGGGGCGGAAGGGGGGGAGAGAGAGAGAGAGAGAGAGAAAGAGAGAGAGAGAGGCUGCCUUUUAUGGUCCUUUGUGGAACCCCCAAGCAUUCCUCGCUCAGCUCCCUCCUCCAACUGGAGCAAUGACUUUUCUCCCUCCUACCUAGCCUGUUUGUGGCAAGGAAAUAAAAUAACUGAGGUUUUAGGUUGUGCCAUUGCUGCUUUUGUUGCCACUGACAUGAACAUGAAAACAGUUGUUAUUCUCCUAGUGCUGGCUUUGGCCACAAUUUUUGCUUUAGUUUGUGUCUUGCUGACUAAGAAGGAAAAAUACACAAGCUGUAGCUCCUCGAAGCUGCCGAAUUCCCCUGAGAGCAUUGACAAUGAAAGGAGUGAGAUCUUUGCUGACCUGACAGCUGAAGAGAUGACCCAAGUGGUGAGCUACCUCAAGGGCAAUCUUGGUGUGAACCUGGAAGAUGCAUUUGAUGCGAAACCAUCAGAGAACUGCAUUUACUAUCUGGAUGUGUACCUCCCCACGAAAGCAGAGGUCCUGGGCUUCCUUGACCAUGGAAGGAAAAAGCCCCCUCGGCAGGCAUUGGCUGUAGUGUACUUUGGAGACCAGUUGGAUCCAAAUGUCACAGAAUUCAUAGUAGCUCCUCUCCCAAAUCCCAAACACCAUCGGGACAUCACACUGAGGAAGUUUGGCAAGAAGGUGCCCUAUCACAGCAGACCAGUGACUGAAAGGGAAUAUAAGUAUAUUGACAAUUUUAUUUUCCACAAGCUCUCCGGUGCCCCCAACUUCCUCAAAGAAUGUUGUGAGAAUGUGGAGACUAACUUGGCUACUCUGACCACAGCCCCCCGAGGGUUUGUGUCUGGUGACAGGGCCACCUGGUUUGUCCUGUUCCAGAAUACAAUUGGCAGUGGAUACUACAUCCACCCUAUUGGCUUGGAGGUACUGGUGAAUCACAGCAGUUUGGAUCUCUCUCAAUGGAAGGUGGAGAAAGUGUUCUACAAUGGCCAGUAUUAUGAGGAUCUGGCACAUCUGGAAAAAGAGUUCAAAGAUGGACGUGUGAAAGAGGUUAGAGUGCAGCUGAAGGAUGAUAGUAAUUACCUGAAGCCUCCUGGACCUCUGGCUCAUGCAGCUCCUUUGCAGUUUGAGCCUCAGGGGGUGCGCUACCAUGUCAUAGGCAGUCAGGUUGUCUACCAGUCAUGGAGCUUUGUUUUUGGGAUGAAUGUGAACACAGGCCCACGGCUCUUCAACAUCAGAUUUGGCACAGAGAGGAUUAUCUAUGAGCUGAGUCUUCAGGAAGCCCUUGCCGUUUAUGGCUCCAACUGUCCUGGGGGGAUGAUAACCAGGUACAUGGAUGGCAGCCUUGGCAUCGGGAAGUUUGCUUACGAACUGGUUCGGGGCGUGGAUUGCCCCUACACGGCCACCUAUGUGGACCGACACUACCUGAUAGACUCUGACAUCCCAAGACUGAACAAGAACUCUUUCUGCAUCUUUGAGCAUGACAUGGGUGUGCCUCUGCGUCGCCAUUUUUCUGACAUGGGCUCCUUCUAUUAUGGGGGGUUGGUCAAAUAUGCUCUGGUCCUCAGAGCCAUUUCCACCCUUAUCAACUAUGACUAUGUUUGGGACUUCGUAUUCUAUCAGAAUGGUGCUAUAGAAGUCAAGAUCCAUGCCACAGGAUACAUCAGCUCCUCAUUCUUUGUAGAAGGGGGUGCUGCAUAUGGAAGCAAGGUUGGAGAGCACACGCUUGGAACUAUGCACAACCAUCUCAUUAACUACAAAGUCGACCUGGAUGUUGGAGGAACCAAGAACUCCUUGGAGGCUCUUGAUAUGACAUAUGAGUCUGUGAAGGCCCCUUGGAGCCCAGAACAUCAGAUCCAGCGGCCCAAACUCACAAGACAAGUCCUGGACAAGGAGGAAAAAGCUGCCUUUCCACUUGAUGGCAAUGUCCCGCGGUACCUGCACUUUGCCACCAGCCGUGAGAACGAGUGGGGUCACCAGCGUGGCUACCGCAUCCAGAUCGUCAGCUUUGCAGGCGAGCACCUGCCUGAAGCUAGCACCAUGGAGAGGUCCAUCAGCUGGGGCAGGUACAAGUUGGCUGUAACCAAGCGGAAAGAGGAGGAGCCAACCAGCACCUGCAUCUAUAACCAGAAUGACCCUUGGGACCCUCUGGUGGCCUUUGCCGACUUCAUAGACAAUGAGAACAUCACCAAUGAGGAUCUUGUGGCUUGGAUCUCGGUUGGUUUCUUGCAUGUGCCACAUGCUGAGGACAUCCCCAACACCGUGACAGUGGGCAACGGCGUGGGCUUCUUCAUUCGGCCCUUCAACUACUUUAAUGUCGAUCCCUCCUCUAAGUCCCACGAUAGUGUCUACUUCACGGUUAACCAAGAUGCUACUGCCUGCAACGUCAAUCCUGCUGCCUGCUUGCAAAAGACAGCCUCGUGUUCCCCCAGCCUCCCUCCUUUCACUUAUAAUGGUUUCCAGAAGUUGAAAGGUCCCUAACCAGAAGAAGAAGGUGCUGUAUCCCCCUCCCCUUAUUUCAGCUUGCCAAAACAUGCCUCAGCUGAAUGAUAGUUUUGCUGAGCCCAAGAUAUACCUGGUCUGAACUCCCACAAGUCUAUGUGUCACCUGUUCUGCCUGCUCCCUUAUCUGUUGUUCCCCCUUCAAUGUUCUUCUCAGCUUGGGAGCUGGGGAGUCUUUCUCUAGGGGUGACUGAAUUAAGAGCUUCUGCCUUGACUCGAAGGUCAACAGGAUGCUUCACACAAGCUUUGUUCAUGUGGUGGUUACAUAGUGAAGCCACUAUGUGUUGGCUCUCUUGGGACACUGUAGACUGAUCUUGUCAAUGAUCCAGUGUGUACACAGCUCAUGUCUUACCAUCUUCUGAAAAUGCCUGGGAGGUGACCAUGCUCUUGAUGCAUAACGGAGAAGGGCUCUAACAGGUUCGCUAUGCUACAACUACAGACGGCCUUGGGGUUUAUCAGGCUGGGCAUGGGCCAGGGGCGUAGCUAUAACUGAGUGAAAGGGUUCAAAGAACACGGGUCCCUAUUUUCUUCAUUGUCUCCCUCAUUCUGGGGAGCUGCCAGAGAGAGGGAUGAACACGGGCCCCCUCUCCCCUAGCUACGCCCCUGGCAUGGGCCUAAGGGCCCACACCUAUCAGAAGACCCUCUUGGUCAGCCCCUGAAACUCCAGUCCUUACGAGGAGUGUUGUUGUCAUCUGCUGUUGCCUGCCACUAUCUGGUAAGCCCCCCGCCAACCCUGGCAAGCUUACCAGUUUGGAGGAUGUGCCUCUUUAGCAGUGUGGUGCCAUUUUUUAUUUCCCAUGCCCUCUUCCCUGAUGCAACAUCAGGGCAGGGGGUGGAAUAUGGGAAAUGGCACCACUGCUGGAGGAUCAGUGUCCAUCUGCUGCCCAGUUAGCUUUCCCAGACACUACUGGUGUUCGAUAUAGUUGAAUGGUUUAGUGAAUCUGCAGUUAGGUUGCACUCUGUACUGAAGUAUGUUGAAUCUGCCUAGUGGUUGCAUUUGCUGUCUUUACUUAGUGUGUUUGAUGCUCAAUGAAAUGCUUUGUUGA